UUUUCGUGUCAUUUCCCUUUCACCACCUCUUGUUUUUUACUGCUUCAUCGGAGCAAAACUGGUUGCCUGAUCUUUUUUUACGAUAUAUACAAAAUAUCAGUAGAUUAUUCUUCCUCCUUCGCUUUGAUUUAUUGAAUUUUUCCUUACUUAGGGGUGCUUCUUCUGAGCAGAAAUAAUUCUUGUAGCAUUUCAUUUAUGGUGCUUGUCCUUUUGCUCUCAGAAUGAGCAGUGCUUUUAGUUCAAUUGGCCAGCUUGCUGCAAAGAAAUUCUCCUUUUUCUGGAUGACUUUGAUUCUAAAUUAGACACCUGAUAAAUCAUGAAGAACAGUUCAAUUGUUUGACUAUGGCUAGAUUUGAUCUUCCCCUCGAUGUAAAUUCUAUGAUUCUCAUGGUUGCAACAAAGAUAGAACUGUUGACAUUAAUCCUCCUGCCGGGAUGGAAUAAUGCCACAAUAAAGGGUGGAAUAAAUUGCGAGGGCAGAGUGUUCGAUUAGGUUUCUGAUGAAGAUGCAUCAGCUUUUUCAUGAUUGCUGCUCUGCCUUGAGGGCGUUUCAUGCAAGCAGCGAGCCAGCGACUGUGCGCGUUCUCUAUUUGCUGUUCCAAAGAGUGCAAUGAAUGACACUAAAUAGGCGGCGCUGUUCGAGAUGAGGAGCGGCGUCGGCGGCCGAUGAAGGAGAGGCAGCGGUGGCGGGCAGAGGAGGACGCGAUCUUGUGCGCCUACGUGAAGCAGUACGGGCCGCGGGAGUGGCACCUGGUGGCGCAGCGCAUGAACGCGGCGCUGCACAGGGACGCCAAGUCGUGCCACGAGCGCUGGAAGAACUACCUCCGGCCGGGGGUGAAGAAGGGCGCGCUCACCGACGAGGAGCAGCGCCUCGUGAUCCGGCUGCAGGCGCAGUACGGGAACAAGUGGAAGAAGAUCGCCGCUGAGGUGCCCGGGCGCACCGCCAAGCGACUGGGCAAGUGGUGGGAGGUCUUUAAGGAGCAGCAGCACCGAGUCCUGCAGCGCCAGUCCGGCGGUUGCGCCGCCGUGGAGCCCGGCAAGUACGACAGCAUCCUCGAGAGUUUCGCCGAGAAGCUCGUGGAGCAGGAGCAGCAGCAUCACCACCACUUCUACCGCCGACACACCCAGCUGAUGGCCACGCCGCUGCUUCCGGCGUGGCUUUCCAGUAACAAUGGUGGGGCACGCCCGCGGCCGCCGCCCCCGUCGGUGGCCCUCACCCUCUCGCCGGCCACUGCCGCGGCCCCAGCGCGAGCACCUUGGCAGCUGCAGGCCCCGCCCGAAGCAGUAAACUUUGAGAGCGGCUCCUCGCCCUUCGCCGCCGCUGGAUUCACCGUCGGCGGGCGCGUGGUGGCGGAGCUGGUUGAGUGCUGCAAGGAAUUGGAGGAAGGGCACCGCGCGUGGGCGGCGCAGAAGAAGGAGGCCGAUUGGCGGCUGAAGCGCGUGGAGCUGCAGCUGGAGGCAGAGAUGGCAGCCAAGCGGCGGGAGAAGAUGGAGGAGAUGGAGGCCAAGAUGCGGGCUUUGCGGGAGGAGCAGCAGGCGGCGAUGGAGCGGAUCGAGGCAGACUACAAGGACCAGAUCGCUGGGCUCAGGCGCGACGCCGAAGCCAAGGAGCAGAAGCUGGCCGACGCGUGGGCUGCAAAGCACGUUCGACUCAGCAACUUUCUCGAUCAAUUUGGCUGCCGACGGUGGCUGCCGGAGAUCAAUGGCCGGUAAAAAUAAAAAUCUCAAACAUCACGCACCAAAUUGGGUGCCCGACGGUGGCCGCCGUCGGAGAUCAUCGGACGGUGGCAAAUGCAUGGACUAAGACUGCCAUCGACGAUCGAUCGACUCAUUCUCUCUUGUUGCCGUAGUUUCAACCAAGUGUCGUUAAUUUGUUGUAGUAUCGUAUAGUGAAUCAUUGUGCUCACGUUCUUGCACUGCAUUGUAUCAACUGUAUUUUUCAUACUAUCAAACAAUGACCCUUUAGACCA
Molecule: messenger RNA, 1969 nt
Organism: Zingiber officinale
Lineage: Eukaryota; Viridiplantae; Streptophyta; Magnoliopsida; Zingiberales; Zingiberaceae
Product: protein rough sheath 2 homolog
Exons: 2
Coding region: 666-1712 (348 amino acids)
Source: RefSeq, a predicted model, not a curated record